Haemonchus placei is the source of this 462-nucleotide messenger RNA. NCBI's taxonomy places the organism in Eukaryota, Metazoa, Nematoda, Chromadorea, Rhabditida, Trichostrongylidae. The record is from the annotation of a GenBank genome assembly.
AUGUUUCAGAACAAAGGCAAUUUGAACACUGAUCUUUGCUUUUUGAUAUGGGUGAUAUAUUUCUUUUCCUCCCAAAACCCAUCACUCGCCGUUUCAGCUCACUCAGCGAAAGAAUUUCGAAGGCAAUACUCAGUACUGGAAGAAAUUGGCCGCGGCGGUUUCGGUAUCGUCUAUCGAGCCGUUCGAAUAGCUGACGGCCUUCCAGUGGCUGUGAAGUUCGUCGAACACCGACACGUUCGCGAAUGGACUCUGACAGGCAGCCAACUGAUUCCCUCGGAGGUAUGUCAUCUAGAAACGUGUAGUGAUGUACCCGGUGUCAUUCGGUUGAUUGAUUGGUUUGCUAAUUCAAAAGGCUUUCUGAUAGUUAUGGAGCGACCAGAGAACUGCAUGGACAUCUUCGAUCUGAUCUCAACGUAUGGUAAACUAGACGAAGGUGGUUACAAUGAUGAUGACAUUAAGUGA